AUGUUCUGGCCAACUGUUCAAGGUAUUGCCGAUAAAGUUAAUCCACUAGGAAUCGCGCACUACAAGAACCUGAUAAAAGAACUGAAACACAACAACAUAAUACCUCUGGUGACAAUCUUCCACUGGGAUUUGCCCCAAGUACUCCUAGACCAAGGCGGCUUCCUCAACGAAAGCAUCAUCGACUGGUUCGGAGACUAUGCCAGAGUGUGUUUCGAAAACUUUGGGAACGACGUCCAGUACUGGGUCACUAUUAACGAACCCAAACAGGUCUGUACUGCUGGAUAUGGCUACGGAUACUUCCCCCCUCAGGUGCAAUCGGAGGGGCUCUUGGAAUACGUAUGCAAUCACAAUCUUAUAAGAGCUCAUGCCAAUGGUUGGCAUAUUUACGAUAAGGAAUUCAGACCGCAACAAGGAGGUAAAAUUGGAAUCGUUAUCGACUCAGGGGCCACGGUACCUGCAACUGACAAGCCUGAAGAUAAAGAGGCUGCAGAAAGAAGAUAUCAUUUUGAAAUGGGCGUCUACGCCAACCCCGUCUUCCAUGGCGACUACCCAGAAAUCGUGAAGGCCCGUGUAGCAGCUCGUAGCAAAUUGGAAGGACGACAAAAAUCUCGUCUUCCGGAAUUUACCGAAGAAGAAAAGGUCUGGAUGAAGGGAACCACCGAUUUCUUCGGCCUCAAUACAUAUUCCGGUGACGUAGCGAGAGCUAUACCAGAACCACCCAUAACGGAUCCCCCUAGCAAGUAUGGAGAUCAAGGGAUUGAUGAUUUUAUACCUGACACUUGGGAGGAUACUGCGUCGGAGUUUAUAAAGGUUGUACCUUGGACCAUCAGAUAUUUGUUGAGAUUUGUGAAGGAGCAUUACAAUGAUCCUAACAUUAUCAUCACAGAAAAUGGUUAUCCAAAUGGCGGUGGUUUGAAUGAUGAAAGAAGAAUUUCAUGCGUUAGAGAAUACCUGAGCCACAUAAGAGAUGCAAUGAUCGAAGAUAAGGUCAAAGUUUUCGGAUACACCCUGUGGAGCAUUAUAGAUAACCUUGAAUGGACAAGCGGAUAUACGUGA
This is a messenger RNA of Leptinotarsa decemlineata (Colorado potato beetle), 1056 nucleotides long. Its product is annotated as lactase/phlorizin hydrolase. Gene Ontology annotation, biological process: carbohydrate metabolic process. Gene Ontology annotation, molecular function: beta-glucosidase activity. The record is from RefSeq and is a predicted model, not a curated record. NCBI's taxonomy places the organism in Eukaryota, Metazoa, Arthropoda, Insecta, Coleoptera, Chrysomelidae.